CUUAGUUGUCAAAAUUUUGUCUAUGUAUGCUCCUCGCUUGGAACUUGCCUUGGUAUCGAAAUGGAAAGAGCGGUGUAAUAGUUAUAGUUUUUGUAGGUUUUCUUGUAAUUGUGUAAAGACAAAAUAAAUGGUGUAAUCUUGAAACUUCUUGAAGCGAUCCUUGUAGGACAUGGCGUCAACCGGCAGCACACCCUUUCCUAAAUGGCAACUGGCCAUCCUUCUCGGCGCACCUUUGGCCAUCGGCUUAGGUUACCUUUAUCUAAGAAAUAGAUUAGAGGAUCCGGAAAAGAAAAAAGUCGCUGAGCUAAAAGCCAAGACUACAAUUUCACUAGACAAUGACGAGAACAAUGUGAAAGCCGCCGAAAGCGCUAUCGACCGCGCCAUGAAACUGAAAGGUGCAGGAAACCGAGCUUUCCACGCAGGCGAAUACGAUAAGGCGAUCUCGCUGUAUAACGAAGCCAUUGAGUCGUGUCCGCCCGACCGGCCUGUGGAUCUUGCCACGUUCUACCAGAACCGCUCCGCAUGCUACGAAAAGCGCGAGAUGUGGGAGCAGGUGAAGGAGGACUGCACCUUCGCGCUGAAGCUCAACGAGAAGUACGUCAAGGCGUUCUUACGGCGCUCCCGCGCGGCCGAGAAGAGCGGCGACCUUGUCCUCGCCCUAGAGGAUGUCACUUCUGCCUGCAUCCUAGAAAGGUUCCAAGUGCAAAGCUCCCUAGUCAACGCCGACCGCAUCCUAAAAGCGCUAGGCCGCCAGCACGCACGCGAGGCGCUGGCACGGCGGCACCCCGUCAUGCCGUCCAAGCAUUUUAUCAAAACAUACUUCUCUGCCUUCUCUGAGGACCCUAUUGCCAAGAUCCAAUUGGACGACAAGGCAACCGGUGGCUUUGCGAAAGCAAAACAAGCUCUUGAUGCCCAGGAUUAUGAUUCAAUCGUAGAUGCAUGCACUGCAGAGUUGCAGGCAGAUGGAAAGUAUAAAAAUGAGGCACUGCUUCUGCGAGCUACCUUCUAUUUGUUGUUGGGCCGCCAUGAGGAGGCUCAGGCUGAUCUUGGCAAGGUGAUUGACAGUGAUGCUUCAAUUAAGGUGAAAGUGAAUGCUCUGAUCAAGAGGGCCUCUCUGUACACUCAGCUGGAAAACACAGAACGCUGCUUGGAAGAUUUUGCCAAGGCUGCGCAACUGGAUCCUAAUAACUCAGACAUCUACCACCACCGAGGCCAAGUGUACCUGCUGCUGGAGCGCAUGGACGAGGCCACUGCUGAGUUUGCUAAAGCCGUCCAACUAAACCCCGACUUCUCCAUUGCUUAUAUUCAGAAAUGCUAUGCUGACUACAGACAUGCCCAGUUGAGCAAGAAUGUGGGUGCUCUGACGCAGGUCCGGGCAGACUUUGAACGUGCACUGGAGAGGUUCCCGAAAUGUGCUGAAGCCUACAUCCUGUUUGCUCAAGUCUUGUCAGACCAGCAAGAAUGGGGUCGAGCGGAAUCCCUGUUUGACUCGGCGCUAACUGUGGACCCUCACAAUGCCACACUGUAUGUGCAUAAGGGGUUGGUGCAGUUACAGAAGAGCACAGACUUCGACAAGGCUGUCAAACUUAUUAACAAAGCUAUUGAAAUGGAUGACAAAUGUGAUUUUGCUUAUGAAACACUGGGUACCAUUGAAGUUCAAAGGGGUAACCUAAAACGAUCACUCGAGUUGUUUGAGAAGGCAAUCGCGCUAGCGAAAACUGAGCUGGAGAUGACACACCUGUUCUCGCUGAAGGACGCCGCCGCCGCGCAGCUCAAGGUGUCCGAGCGCUGGGGGCUCGACUGGACCGUUAGCUAGGCACCCCGCAUACUACAAGGCAUUUGCCAAGUGAGAUUGGCCCUACAUACUUUGUUUUAGACGACAAUUUUAUUUAAAAUCUGCCAUUUUUUUGUGAAAACAGUACUUAAAGUUUGCAAGCUUGUUUUGAAAAAUUUACUUCAGUAUAACAGAUUUUUAACUUAUGGCCAAGUCUCGGAUUCAGCGGCCCGCCGCGUCGCCGCCGCCUGCUUACGUAUAGUACGGUGUUACUAUGCUCUACUCUAAGCCGCUUUCCUCAGUUGCCAUUAGCUCGUAAAUGUUAGUUGCACUUUAAUAUAUAUCGAACUUCGUAUCACAAAUUGUUAUGGACAAGAAUGUUUGAUGAAUGAUGAAGUUAGAGGUAAGAUAUUUUUGGAAUGUAAUUUAAUUUGAAUUUCAAUUCUUUAAAUGACCUCUUAUUAGGCCCAUAUUAGGAACUUCAAUGUGUAAUUACAAUCUUGUAUAAAUUUGUUUAUGGGUAGUACAGGGAGCCGCACUGCACUUUGUUGUGUAGUUCAAUAAUUAGCCAAUAUUUCGAGCUUCAUAAGAAGCAGAACAGAGUACAAUUGUAGCUAGCUAGUGCGGCCCACGUGUACGUGUAUCCCCCUCUGUUUUAAUUACACUUCAUAUUGAAGUUGUCACUGAAUUUUACUUGGAAAUUAAAUGUACCUAUUGUUAAAUUAUGUAGUGAUUAUCUUGCAUUUAAAAUAUAACUAUAUUUUGCGUCUGUAGGUAACUAACAAAAUACUGUAUGUAUAUAAGACAAAUUUAGAAUGAAAGACUACCUUGAAUGGUAGUGGUAAAUAUCUCGAACACCAGACAUUACACGGCAAUAAAGGAUGACUUAUCGCAUGUCAUGGCUUUUGUACAUAUUUAUCUAUGUUUUUUAUUAGGUAUGCUGCAAAUAUAUUCUUGUGUAAUACAGAUACAUAAUACAUAUAUAUUUGUGAUACAUUCAUUCGAGAAAAUUAUUGAAACCAAUUGUGUAUGUUUUUGCAGUUUCAAUAGUUGAUUGAUAUAAAUAAUUAAUAUUAAAGCUGUUUGAAUUCACAAAUUUAACUAACGAUUUAAUUAUAAAGUGGCUUCACUAGCAACAUACCCCGCUAAAUAUGUAUUAUAUUUUAUAUACAUCAUUUUCAGAGUAUAUGUUGUACAUAUACUCUGAAAAUGGUGGACAAAUAAUGUUGAUGAGUGAUGAUGACUUCAUUUCACGUGGCACUCGUAACACUUGUUCAAGUUGAGUGAAGUAAAUAGUUAUGUACAUACCUACUUCGGCACGACAGCUCGAUACCAAUUUACUGACAUUUUAAUUAUAUAAACGUGCUAGAAAUAACUUUGCUACAUAUAUUUUGAAAAGUCAUUUUAAUUAUUAAAUUAUAGUUUGUUGUGCAGUGCAGUGGUAACAAUUAGAUGUUUUGAGCUUAAUUAACUGUGCUCGUUUCAACUGCCAUUGUUUUGUUUUGGUAAAUGAUACAUCACAGGUUCGGCGGAGCGCUCGGGGUAGGGGAGGUGCGGAGGAGGAGCGGCGCAGCCAUCGGCAGCCGCGAGCAGGCCGGGGGCGGGGCUUGCAAUAAACACAUAAUGUUAUGCCUAUUAUCUUAGAUUCACAAUGACGGCAGAUGUUUUGGAUGCACCCCUUUAUUUUACCAGUUAGGUAGAUCGUAAAAUUAGAACUGCUCGCGGAUGUUUGUACGAGUUGUUACCUCACCGAUAGUGGAUAGAUUAAAUUUAUGAAAAAUACGAAAUACAUUAUUCGAAACGAUUAAA
Messenger RNA from Cydia pomonella (codling moth), 3583 nucleotides. RefSeq names its product mitochondrial import receptor subunit TOM70 (gene Tom70). Bases 170 to 1816 code for a protein of 548 amino acids. NCBI's taxonomy places the organism in Eukaryota, Metazoa, Arthropoda, Insecta, Lepidoptera, Tortricidae. Gene Ontology annotation, molecular function: protein binding. The transcript has 2 exons. Gene Ontology annotation, biological process: RNA processing. The record is from RefSeq and is a predicted model, not a curated record.